AGCAGGAGCAGUGCAUGCAGGAAUCGCUCCGAAACAAAAAGCCCGACUUUUGUAGUUGGAUCGGGACGGUCAAGGUGUGAAGUGGGUUUGAGAAACAGCUCUCACAGAGAGGAGGAUCUGAAAGAAAAAGGAUAGAAUAGUAAUCGAUUCCCACCAGAUCGAGAAAAGUGAUUCAGAAGAAUAGAAGCAAACCAGGACUCAGAAAUUGCGUGUGAAAGCUACCCAGGGGGUUCGUUUUGGAUUCCAUUGGAUAUAUUGUGACAUGAGUCAGUGUGAUUGUUGAUCAUUUGGCCUCAACUGGUGUGUGAGAUUACCCGUAUAAAGUUAUCGAAAGAAAAUAAAAAAACUAAAUAAAAAAGUGAAACGUUAUUCAGUGUGUGUGUGAACCCCAAAGUGUGUGUUAAGCUUGAAUGAGUUGCAAUUGACACAAAGAGUCAUCUUUGCAUAAAUUAUCAUCAGAUUAGGUAGUGAGAACAAUGGACUUCCCUUAAAAGGAUAAUCGAAGAAAAAUGGCGUCAAUCGAGUUGAGCGAUAAGCAAAGGGAUCGUCUCGGUCUGGAAGCGUCGGCUUCUUUGCUCAGAGACAUCCUUAUUGGAAACACAUCCAAGAUCCCCAUUGAUAUGGAGCGCCAACGGCACAGCCUUCACGGAGUCCCAGAGCAUUGGUAUCACAACCUUCCCGAGAAAAGCCGCGAGUAUUCCGAGCCCUACUCCGAAAACGAAUGUGACAAAUCCCUUCCCGAGCACUCCCACUAUUGUGAUGGGUAUAUCCAUGUAGGCAAGGAUUUCAUGGAGAAGAGACAGAGAGAACGAGGGACCCUAGACGACGUAAAAGGUCCAUCAAAUCGCCAACAGUUCCUUAGUAUUCCGCCUCUGUCCUUCUCCACGCCUCCACCCAAACGCAAGGGUCAAUCUGGAGGAGGUGGCGCCCCUUAUUACGUCGGAGAUACCAUUGGCCAUGGCGGAGCCAAGUGCGGGAGGCGAGAUGAAAGGGGUGAUUUGUCCCUGUCACCCGUUCGAAAUGGCACCAAUGCCUCGUCUAAGGCAGCUAAUUUUCCGCCUGGUUUGGCGCCAAAUGCUGGGCGAGAGCUUGUUGUUGGUCUAGGGAGACCCGACAGUGUGACCAAUAACAGCAACAAUAAUGAUAAUAACAAUGGCGGCAGCGGACCAGCAAAGGGUUCAAAGACAUUCUUCCAUGUUGGCGGGCCCAUUCCAAGGCAACACCCUUGUUGCCAGUGUGAGUGUCAUUCAUCAAGUGAGCAUCAUCGUUCAAAUCACAAGCAUCGGAUCUUGAGGCGACGCUCCACAUCUCGACAAGGUCGUUCUUCCAGUGCGGCCGCUUUGGUAACGUCCAAAAAGAGCGCUGAAGAUGCUGGGGAUGCAAACUUGACAGGGCUCCAACGCCCCGGAAUGCCAACCACUUCACAUGAGGCUUCAAACUCCGCAGCGCAACGCAGGAGCGUGUCUGCGAGUAAUGGCGCAACAGCGCCCACCAAUAACCAUCUUAAUCCCUAUUACGAUCACAACCAUCACCACUACCACCACCACCACCACCACCAUCAUCAUCCAACGGUGGCCCAGAAAGAUGGUCAGUUCUCGAAGACAAGUCGAAGUGGAGGUGAGCAGGCAAAAGUGCCUGAACUUCAAUCUCUGCAGCUUGUGGAUCCAAAACUGGAUUCACACGGGCAGAACAACGAAAACAAUUCGAAAUUAGACAAGAUUGUGCCAGAACAUCAGGCGUGUCUGAAUCGACAUUUGGGAGAGUCCAGUUUGGAUGGGGAAAGCCCGGGCAAAUAUGAGGCAGUGAAGCGACGAAACAAAGUCGGGCGUAGUCCCACUCAGAAGUUACUCAAUCGUAGUGCCAUGGUUUUGGAUAACCCCCGAUCCCCGGUGUGGAAUGGGGUGAGUGGUGUGCCGGGUCUGGGCGUGUCUAUUCCCCAAAGACCAAGGUCUGCGUGUGAAUUUGAUCAGGAAGUGGAGUGGUACAGUGCUCCGGCCAAAUUUGAAUUGCUCAAUGCGGCGAGGAAGUUUGCCGAGAAGGCGGUGAAUAAGACCAAGAAGAAGACCUCACUCACCACGGAUACAAAUUCCCUUAACCCCCAUGAAUCGUCGAGUGCUUCCCAUCCGCCCAAUUGGGCGCCACACUCAUUGCAAUCGAUUUCCCAUCUCAAACUCGGACUGCCCAGAAUCAAGAGUUCUGGCGAGAGUUCCAGAAGCUCCGAUGGAAGUCAGACCUAUUAUGGCGGAAGCCAUGAGCCGCCACCUGCCCACAAACCCAAUCCCAGUGCAAAUUUGAAAUCGAAAAAGGCCUCCUUCAGGGCACCGUCCAAUGAGACUGGGCUUCGAGACAAAAAGCACCCUCCCUCCAGUCACUUGUCAUCCCAUCGGCCUCUCCAUCAUUCGGUGUCACAAGCCGUGCAGAAGUCCCAGCAUCCCUCACUUAAUUACACCAAGUCAUUAGCAGUUCCGGCAUCCGAAGUCCAUGGAGAAAGACGCCACAAGCAGGUGCCACCUCACGUCCCCCUGAAGAGAACUCAACAAAGAAAAACCGUUCAUCGGGACCACUUUGAGGGCGAUGAUCAAAGGGCACGCCCUCUCUCCCAAUCAAACUUGGAGAGGCUCAACGAGCACAAGCGUUUGAGCUUGAACAACCGACAACAUUCGAGUGACGUGGGUUUCAUGCAAUCCGAGCCGUACAAUCCGAUAUCGUUGCCUCUGUACGGGAAUGAGAUCCCGCGGGCUCCAAUUCCGAUCCCGGUGUCUAGAAACAACUCCAGCUCAUCCUCAUCGUCAUCCUCUUCUACGUCUUCAUCCUCAUCAGAAGAUGAAGAAGGCUCUUCUAUUGUGCAUUAUGAAGUGUUAGAAGGUCGUGGUGGCAAAAUCAGUGCAGACCAUGAGUCUCUGGAGAGCCUAGAGAAGCCGCAUUUCGUGAUCAGUGAUCCUAGACGCCCGUCAAUGCUCAGUCACCCAUCAGCUAAUGCUAAUCAUGAACGGUCCCCGGUUAUGGAUUCAUCUUUCGGAAGUGGUGGAGGUCACGAUAGUACUUUUGAUUCGGUCGAACUACCCCCACUUUUAGCUCGGUCUGCUCAGCAUUACAAGGUACUUAAUGACCGAGAUGGUGACUAUUCAUACGCCUAUGACUGCAGUCUUUCACCAGCCUUCCUUAUUCGGUACAAUGAAGAUCGGGCGCCAAGUCGGCGCAAUAGUGACGGUGAGAAUAUAUAUGAAGAGAUCCUCGAAGUGAAGAAGUUGAUUGCGGACCAGUUCUCGAAGAAAAGAGUCGAGAGUGACGAGAAGUUGUCCGGGGGUUCGGCCUCCUCCACCAAGUCAUCUGUCAAUGCGGAUAGCGGGGUCGGCUUAAACCCCCGUAAAUUUAGUAACGACACCUUAGAUUUUGGGCCCAGAAAUAACUCGGGUCGACGACAUAUCUCUCGUUACUCCCACGAUUCUUCAGACUCGUUUGGAGUGUCGGACUCGUCAGAUGAUAAUCCUCUGAAAUCCAUGGAAUCAGUGGACCAUCAUGCAUGGAUGAAGCCGUCCAAUCACCAUCCCUUGAUUCAAUCCACGUCGCGGAGUUUUCCCACAAGAAAUCGAAGUCAAGAGGCUCUCCACCGCCAACGCCAAUCCCUAGUCCAUGGGAGCCCCAGUCCCAAUGGUGACAAGGAUUCAGGGAUCCAAGACAUCGAAGCCCAGGACAAGAAGAGUUCCAUCUCCAAGAUCAAAGGACUCAAGUUCGGAUUUGGCCAGACUCGAUCCAAGACGUCCAUCAACCUAUUGGGUCCGGCUCACUCACGAUUAGCAAUGUCCAAGCGAUCCGAAUCGAUUGACAACCGAAUCCAGGACCUGAAAAAUGAGGGUGUCAAUGCAACCAACAAGAACAGUUUCAUCAAGCGAUGCCUCUCGAAAUUCCCGUCCAUUUCGAAGGAGGGACCCAUCUCAUCAUUGAAUAACAGGGCAGGCUCAUUAAAAAGCAGCUCGUCCUUGGACAAUAUCUCAUUUUCUGACGAAGAACCCGGGAACAUGCAACGCUUUCAGCGGAGUCGAAUCACCUCACGAUGGGAAAACAUCGAUGAAGAUGAUGACUAGAAACACCGUCUUUGUGAUAGGAACAUUGUGCUCAAGAAAUUGUGUGUGCUUUAUGGACUGAAUGAUGCGAAAGAAUUUGAAUACCACCGCAAUGCGUUCCUGUUGGAUGUGAAUGAUCUGAAAUAAAAGGAAGCCUAAGCUUUAAAUUGAA
This is a messenger RNA of Tigriopus californicus, 4236 nucleotides long. RefSeq lists its product as uncharacterized. The coding region runs from base 510 to 4085 and encodes 1191 amino acids. The record is from RefSeq and is a predicted model, not a curated record. Lineage: Eukaryota; Metazoa; Arthropoda; Copepoda; Harpacticoida; Harpacticidae. The transcript is spliced from 2 exons.